This is a messenger RNA of Scatophagus argus, 3695 nucleotides long. It is a transcript of the gene atg7, whose product is annotated as ATG7 autophagy related 7 homolog (S. cerevisiae). The transcript has 19 exons. The record is from RefSeq and is a predicted model, not a curated record. Gene Ontology annotation, biological process: piecemeal microautophagy of the nucleus; autophagosome assembly; C-terminal protein lipidation. Bases 529 to 2691 code for a protein of 720 amino acids. Lineage: Eukaryota; Metazoa; Chordata; Actinopteri; Scatophagidae. Gene Ontology annotation, molecular function: Atg8 activating enzyme activity; Atg12 activating enzyme activity. Gene Ontology annotation, cellular component: cytoplasm; phagophore assembly site.
UUUCAAGACGGCCCCUAACCCAUUGUCGCACCGUCUCAUGUCCAGAUGGAGCUUAACUCUGAUCCCCAACAGCGAUUUUGGUUAAAAUGAUACCGUGAUUACUUUCCUACAUUUCCGGAACUCUGAAUUUCUUCCUGUUUACAUAUAGUUAGGUUUCGUUUGUGACUUCAUCUGCUUAAACCUGCUGCGAAUGUAACAAACUACAUUAACGUCUCUUCUUGCUGGCUUGCUUUGCACGCUUAACAUCCGUGUAUCUGUUCAGUCUGACAUGAAAAGAAACGGCGCUUAUAAGUUUUUGUCAGUAUUCUCAUGCUUCAUCGUUUGUGUCUUCUUGUUUUUAUUUUGGUUCUUCAUAUUUUACUCAAUGAUACAAGCACCAUAAGGUACAGAGCUUGACUUCUUUAGCAGCUAAGCUAGCACGCUGGCGACUGACCCACAGUGCAUUGCUGUAUUGAGUCCCGCGAUCAUAUGAUCAACUUAACCAGGAAGUAAGGAUUUCUGCUUGUUGUACUUGGCUGUGAAGUUGUGAUGGCAUCUGACACCAGUGAAGCAGCGGCUUCGAAGGCGGAACUCAAGCUGCAGUUUGCUCCUUUCAGCAGUGCUUUGGAGGCAGGCUUCUGGCACCAGCUUACUCAGAAGAAACUCAAUGACUACAGAUUGGAUGAGAGCCCCAAAUGUAUCAAAGCAUAUUACUACAAUGGUGACCCACUUGGUUUGCCCACUCGCCUUACAUUGGAGUUCAGCGCAUUUGAGGUGGAUGGUCCGACACCAGCCCGUUGCUGUCCAGCUAUUGGAAUGCUGUAUAACACCAACACACUUGAUGCCUUUAAGACCACUGAUAAGAAAGCUCUGCUGGAGAAAGAAGCCAAGGAGAUAUGGGACGCUAUACAGUCUGGAGCUGCAGUGCAGGACCCAUCCAUCCUUUGCAGAUUCGUUCUGCUGACCUUUGCUGAUUUGAAGAAGUACCAUUUCUACUACUGGUUUUGCUUCCCUGCGCUCUGUUUCCCAGAGGGAAUAAAGAUUGUCCAACAGCCUUCUGUUCUCGAACAAGUUUUCUCAGCAAAACAGAUCACAGCCUUGCAGGAGGCCUAUGAUGACCUGUGUAUCAAUAAAGGUAUCACUGCAGUUCCUUACUUCCUCAUGAAGUACACUGAUGACACGGUUCAGAUGGCUCCACUCGGGGACUGGGAUACGUUCUUCACUGACACUGAGAAGGUUACUGUGGGUGUCUAUGAUCCAUGUACUCUGUCUCAACAUCCAGGCUGGCCUCUGAGAAAUCUGCUGGUCCUCUUAGCUCACCGAUGGGGCUCUAAGCUGGACACUGUGGAGGUAUUGUGUUUCAGGGACAGAACUCUCCAGGGAAAACGCUCCAUUCAACACAGUCUCAUCUUCCAGAUCAAACUCCCUAAUCUUCCCCUAAACUCAGCAUGUCCUAAGAGUGUUGGUUGGGAGAAGAAUCCGAAGGGGGCCAUGGGACCCAGGAUGGUCAACCUCAGUGAAUGCAUGGACCCUAAAAGGCUUGCAGAGUCUUCAGUGGAUCUGAACCUGAAGCUAAUGAGAUGGAGACUGGUUCCUUCCUUGGACCUGGACAAGGUGGUCAGCACAAAGUGUCUUCUACUGGGAGCCGGAACUCUGGGCUGCAAUGUAGCCAGGACUCUCAUGGGAUGGGGAGUGAGACACAUCACAUUUGUAGACAACGCCAAGAUCUCAUACUCCAACCCAGUGCGACAGCCGCUCUAUGAGUUUGAGGACUGUCUUGGAGGAGGGAAGUCCAAGGCCAUGGCAGCUGUAGAUAGACUCAGCAAAAUCUUUCCUGGUGUGAAUGCAGAGGGUUACAAUAUGAGCAUCCCCAUGCCUGGCCACCCAGUGAAUUUCUCUCAGGCCACUCUUUCCCAGGCCCAGAGAGACGUCGAGCAGCUGGAGAAGCUCAUUUCAGAACACGACGUGGUCUUCUUACUAAUGGAUACGAGGGAGAGCCGCUGGCUGCCUACAGUGAUAGCUGCCAGCAAGAGGAAGCUUGUGGUGAAUGCUGCUCUAGGCUUUGACACAUUCGUUGUGAUGCGCCACGGCCUGAAGAAACCCCCCGUCAGUCAGAGUGUUCAUACGGGUCCAGACUCCUCUCCUUCCUGUUCUUCUGCUUCCUCUUCAUCCUCCACGCCGGCCAGCUCUGUGCCCUCUAUCCCAGGAUCCUCUCUGUUCUCCAACAUCCCAGGGCACAAGCUGGGCUGCUACUUCUGCAAUGACGUUGUGGCACCAGGAGAUUCGACCAGAGACCGGACUCUGGAUCAGCAGUGCACAGUCAGCAGACCAGGCCUGGCCAUGAUUGCCGGAGCCCUGGCUGUUGAGAUGAUGGUGUCCAUUCUACAACACAGUGAAGGAGGCUAUGCAGUGGCCAGCAGCAGUGAUGACAGAAUGAAUGAACCUCCCACUUCUUUGGGUUUAGUGCCACAUCAGAUCCGAGGCUUUCUUUCGAGGUUCGACAAUGUCCUGCCUGCCAGCCUGGCAUUUGAUAAAUGCACUGCCUGCUCACCUAUUGUCCUGGACCAUUAUGAGAGAGAAGGUUUCAACUUCCUGUCCAAGGUUUUUAAUUCUUCCCACUCAUUCCUGGAGGACCUGACAGGGCUGACACUGUUGCACCAAGAGACACAGGCUGCAGAGAUUUGGGAUAUGAGUGAUGAUGAAAGCAUCUGAAGAACUGGAGGAACAAACCCUGAGCCUGUGAAGGACUGCACACUCCAUUUAAUGUUUCUUUCAGUUACCUUUUUCUUUUUUUUUUUUAAGGAAUCCUACAUUUACAAAGGUCAGGGACAAAGGCUUUGUGGACAGCAGCAGGCACAGCUAUAAAAUGCUCAUAAUCAAAAGCUUGUCACAAAACCUUCAGAAAAGUAGGCGGAAAGCAUUACAAACCUUAUUAUUCUUAAUUUGGAUUCAACCAAUACAAUAAGAAUAACAAAGAAAGAAUCUGAUUAUUCAGUAAAUGUCUGUCUUUCACUGUUACGUUAGAAACAAGUUGAUUUUCCGCAGUGUGUGUAUGAAGAUGUUGUUCACAAGGGAGAAAGUACCUGUUCCUGUCACUUGGUGAUGUGUAAUCAGUCACAUUUACUCAGUAUCUGGAGUCAGCUCAGUUCCCCGAACAAAAACACGGCGGCACGCUCUGAACACUCAAUCCCUGGAAACAUUCGGCCCCUCCCACUGUCUGUCCAUCAACGCAAUUAACUGCCUUUUAGAAGAGUACGUUGGCAAGACAGUAGUUUAUGGUUUACUACAUCUGUUUGCUCAUUCAGUUAGGAAAAGAGCUUCAGAAAAACGCAGAAAUAACUUGGAGAAUCCAUCCAUCCCGUCUGUUUACUGCGAUAUAUGCAGUACAGUGCACACAGAUUUUACUGGACAGCAUCUAAAUUAUGUCUUCUGAUAUUUACUGUUACUGUAGGACACUUUAAUUGAAAGAGCCUACGGAGAAACUGAAGGUCUUAAUGCUUUGUUUAUGCUGAUGCAUGCUUGUGUUUGUGUCAUUUGUUGCUUUUCUUGACUGCACUGCUAACAUGUACAAUAUUUUGACUGUAAUGAAAUGGAAAGUUCAGCAUUCCACUUGGAUAUUUGUGGCAGAGGAUUAGUGCAAAGUAGAUCUUACAUUCAUGAAUGCCUGAAUCCAAAACAAACAGAACUCAGACCUUAUCCUCAAAGUUGAGAUUAAA